This is a messenger RNA of Porites lobata, 1017 nucleotides long. Lineage: Eukaryota; Metazoa; Cnidaria; Anthozoa; Scleractinia; Poritidae. The record is from the annotation of a GenBank genome assembly.
AUGGAGUGGACACAAUCUUCACAAAGGAAUAGCACUUUGUCGACGGACAAUUCGAUGAUAGCAGAUCCUGGUAUUUAUUUUGAACCAUCACCAAAUUCCGUGUUUGUCAAAGACCCUGCAUUCUUCAUGACUCUUGCAGUUCUUGGUUUUCUACUCGCUGCAGUUACUACUGUUGAAAAUGCUGCAUUGCUGUUGACAAUUUUCAGAGACACUCGCCGCCUACUACAAACUCCCCCAUCAUUGCUGAUCACUAGUUUAUGCGUGUCUGAUUUAAUGGUGGGAUCAAUAGCUGGGAAUCUCGUAGCAUUGAAGGAUGUGUAUCGUUACCAGGAUCGCCCAGUUCCUGAUAAACUUGAUCUUGUUGUUCGUUUGGUUCUUGCUCUAACAUUGCUUGUAAGCAGUGGGACAAUCAUCGCUUUAUCAUACGAUCGAUACGUUGUGGUGAUGCAUCCCUUAAAAUACAAAUCUACCGUAACAAUGGGAAGAGUCAAGCUGUUCAUCCUCGUAAUGUGGACAGUUUCUUUGGUCCUUUGUUUUAUCACAAUAACAAAAAUCCCCCCAAAAAUGUUAGAGCUUGUUUACGCACACUCCCACGCUUCACUUCCUAUUAUAAUGGUAACAGUUAUGUACAUCAAAGUGUUCCGGGCUUUAGGCAAACGAAAACGAGAAUUAAUAGACGCUGGAAUCACAAAGGAGAUGAGAAGCAAAGUAGUUUUGGAUCGAGAAAGACGGAUGGUACUGACAAUCUUGAUAAUACUUGCACUAUUUUACAUGACAUUUUUACCUGAGUUUAUUGGGUUACAUGUGCUACAUUUGUGCCCAUCUUGUGCACGAUCUCUGACAUUCAGAAAGCUGGAGAUAAUAUUUUCUAGGUUUCUUUUCCUAAAUUCCGCGAUGAAUCCUUUUGUGUAUGCUUGGAGAUUGCCUAAGUAUCGUAAAGCAGUGCUGUCCUGCUUUGCUUGCCCGAAAUUCCGUGACAGCAAACGCUUCCCAGUGCCAGCACCGACACGACGUUAA